Messenger RNA from Tetrapisispora phaffii CBS 4417, 762 nucleotides. RefSeq lists its product as uncharacterized. The coding region runs from base 1 to 762 and encodes 253 amino acids. NCBI's taxonomy places the organism in Eukaryota, Fungi, Ascomycota, Saccharomycetes, Saccharomycetales, Saccharomycetaceae. The transcript has a single exon. The record is from RefSeq and is a predicted model, not a curated record.
AUGAUUCCUCCAAGUGGACAGGGAGCCCCUGUAGCAAAAAUUGAUCGUUAUUCUAACAAGAAACCUGAUUAUGAAUUGAAGAAAACUGGCUAUAUUUAUAUGUACACAUACGAACGUUUUUAUAACUCGUAUGUAAAUAAAGAUCUCAAUGACAUAGAUUGGUUAUAUGUCGAUGAAUCGGUUAUAAACAAUGGGAAGACCUCGAAGUUGUCGAAUUGGGAGGAUAAUUCUAAAAUUUUAUGCAAAAUUGGAAUGACCACAACCUCUGUGGAAAAAAGGUUAUCAGAAUGGCGAAAUGUUUGCAAACAUGAUAUAUUAAAUCUUUCGCCAGAAAGAAUAGGUAAUCUUCAAUCGUGUUAUGUUAAUAAAACGAAAAAAAUUAAAAAUGAUGGCUCUAAAAAAUCCAUCAAAAAAUUAGCCGAUAUAUUUAGUGCUUUAUCAAUUAAGAAUAAUAAAAAUUCUUCUAAAGAAGAUGUAAUCUCUAAUAAAACCAAUCAAAUGAUUCCAUUGACGAAUUUCCCAUUUAAAUCUUAUAGAAAUGGUGGAUUUUAUAGUAAUGGCCAAGGAAAUUCAACUGUGUAUGAGAUUGAGAGCACUAUACAUAAAUACUUGUGGAAGAGACACGGGAAAGCCAAGGUCUACUGCUAUGGAUGUGAUCCAAAUGGUAAGAAAUACCAUACAGAAUGGUUCAAUAUUCCGAUUGAUGAUCUGUCGCACGUAAUGAAAGUCAUCGACACCUUAUGCUACAAUAAUUCUUUAUAG